UUUGCAAUGAUUCAACCGUGCGUGUAUGCUUUUGUAACCUUAUUCUUCAUAGUUACGUGUGAGUCCGCAAGAAUAUUAGCCAUAUUUCCAGUGCCGUCCAUAAGCCACCAGGUCGUGUUUCGUCCCAUCACCCAGGGACUCGCGAGAAAUGGCCACGAAGUCGUCGUCAUGACCCCCGACCCAGUGUUCACGAAAACCCAACCACCGGCAAACCUAACAGAGAUCGACGUCCAUGAUAUAUCUUACAAAAUAUUCAGGGAAAUACUGCUCAAGAUGCCCAUGGGAAGCAAAGGAAGCUUGGCCACCCAGAUGGACGGCCUCGUCAAAGUGUUCUCAGACGUGUUCGAGGAACAGAUAAAAACUGAAGGAAUGCAGAAAAUCAUCAACAACAAAAUGCAAAAGUUUGAUUUGCUGCUGAUCGAGGCAUGCGUCAAACCCGCUCUGAGUUUCUCGCAUAUUUUCAAAGCACCUGUGAUCUUGGUUAGUUCUUUAGGACAAGUUCUAGACAAUAACAAUGUUAUAGGAGUGCCGAAUCAUCCAACUAGGUAUCCGGCAUUAAGACAGAGGCUGUACAAUCUAACCGUCUGGGAGAAGUUCAGCGAGUUCAAAUACUACUGGGAUCUGAUGUCCAUAAUACAGGAGCAGGAAGAAAAGGAUAAUGUGAAACUGAGGAAGUAUUUUGGACAGGACAUGCCGACUCUCACGGAACUCGGCAACAAUGUUGAAAUGCUGUUUUUGAAUUUGAAUCAAAUAUGGGCGGGCAAUUAUCCGGUGCCCCCGAGUGUUAUAUUCAUGGGUGGUUUACAUCAAAAACCAAAGUUGGAUUUGCCAAAGGAUUUACAAGCAUCCCUCGAUUCUUCAAAGAACGGAGUAAUAUAUUUCAGUCUGGGAACCAACUUCGCCCCUUUAUCUAAACAACAGCUACAGAUUUUUGUGAACGUAUUCUCCAAACUACCGUACGAUGUCUAUUGGAUCUAUUAUCAUGAAGCUGAAUUCCCAGAGUUGACAGAGAACAUCAAAAUAUUCAAAUUCUUACCACAAUCGGACCUUUUGCGGCAUCCAAAAAUCAAGCUAUUCAUAACACAAGGUGGUAUCCAGUCUACUGAUGAAGCCAUUACUGCUGGUGUACCGAUGGUCGGUCUACCGAUGUUGGCAGACCAGUGGUACAAUGUGGAACAGUUCGUCUUCCACGGGAUAGGCAAAGCACUCGACAUAGAGACACUGAACGAGAAAGAUUUAAUGGAAGCCAUAAAAACUGUGAUUGAAGAUAAAAGCUACCGAGACAACAUUAAGAAUCUGCGCACGCUCAUUUUGGACCAACCGCAGAAGCCUCUAGAACGUGCUCUGUGGUACAUCGAGCACGUAUUACGACAUAAAGGAGCGAGGCACCUCCGGUCACCAGUGGCCAAUAUGUCCCUAGCCGAGUUCAUAGAGUUGGACAUGAUCGUUGUUGCUGUAGUGAUAUUGCUUGCGAUGCUAGUGAUGGCAGCAGCGGUCUUGUAUAAAGCUUAUAGAAUCCUUACGCCGAGUGUGAAGGAGAAGAAAAAUUAAUAUUACCUCA
This is a messenger RNA of Aricia agestis (brown argus), 1561 nucleotides long. RefSeq names its product UDP-glucosyltransferase 2-like. The transcript has 4 exons. Lineage: Eukaryota; Metazoa; Arthropoda; Insecta; Lepidoptera; Lycaenidae. The record is from RefSeq and is a predicted model, not a curated record. The coding region runs from base 7 to 1551 and encodes 514 amino acids. Gene Ontology annotation, molecular function: UDP-glycosyltransferase activity.